Molecule: messenger RNA, 1774 nt
Organism: Coregonus sp. 'balchen'
Lineage: Eukaryota; Metazoa; Chordata; Actinopteri; Salmoniformes; Salmonidae
Source: the annotation of a GenBank genome assembly
AUGGAGGUACUGUAUCAACUGUGUGGGGAGUAGGGACACGCAUUCAUACUCCCAGUGUUAAUAUACUGUAGAGUCAUAGGGCUUAGCAGAAAAACACAUGUAAUCAGGUAUUCAUAAAGCAGAGUAGGAGCGCUGAUCUAGGAUCAGGUAAUACCUGUCCAUAAUCUUAUUCUUUAUGAUCUAAAACUGAUCCUAGACCAGCACUCCUACUCUGAGACGCUUCAUGAAUACGGGCCCAGGGGAUGGAUUAGGGGACAAAUCUACUCCAGCUCUGUGCUUUUAAACGACUAAAUCUGAUAAAAGUCUACUAGAUAUACUACUUGCUCUUAUUUAACUAUUGAGACGGUACAGAGAGAGAUAAGGAGAGAGAACGCGCGGCGCGAGAAAUAGAGACACAGAGCGCUGAGAGAGAGCGCGAGAGCACAGAGAGAGGGAGGACGAGAGAAAAAGAAAGCAGAAAAGAGAGAGCACAGAGAGAGGGAUGAGAGAAGAGAGAGAAAAGCCAGAGAUAAGAGAGAAAGAGAGCGAGGGCUGUAGAGAGGGAAGGAGAGAGAAAGAGAGACGAGAGAAAUCGAUAGCGAGAGAGAGAGAGAGAGAAGAGAUGACGAGUAGAGAGGCGAGAGAGAGAGAUGAGCAACGAAGAGAGGGCAAAACCGAGAGACUGAGGCACCCAGAGGGAGAGAGAGAUGAGGGGAGAGUCGAGAGAGGGACUCGCUAAGGCCUGGAGAGUCUCUCUCUGCUGAUGCUCCGGGAGCUCUCGAGGAAGAGAGAGAUGCAUAGGAGAGGGAGAGAGAGAGAGGCAGUCAUGCAGACGAACAGCUCCUGACUUCUUAUAACUUUCUGGUUGUUAAGAGUGAGAUUAACAAAAUAAAAUUAGCAAAAAAUAUAUAGGAAAUCAAACUGUACAACUGAAGAUCAACACAGGAGGAAAAGAUCGACAGAGUGUGAGUUAAAAGACCAAUCUUAAUCGUGCUAGCUAGCCAAAUUCGAAUUUGUUAGCUAGCUCACGUCUAGCUCCAACUGUUUACUGGUGGUAACCAUAGCAACAUGGCCACUGAGGCAGCGCUAGCAGUGCCAGCAGCAGCAGAGACUGAGAGACUUUCCCCCCCCUUUUUUGAAUUUCCAGCAGAAAUCAAAUCAGAGAAGGGAAGAAUCCAUUAUAAACAAACCUGUUAUUUUACACAGACCACACUACUGCCUGGCAUACAGCUGUAACCAGGCAUUUCAGCUAUAUGACAAAGAAAGGCAUCUGCAAGGGAAAUCCAUUUUUGAGGACAGAGAAAAGGACCAGGAAAACAGGUUUCUGACGGUAAACAUGUACCAGAACGGCACUGUCAUGGUCCUGGGUAGUGAGGCUGCACUCAGCUCUUUUGUGCAGGACUUCCUCACCCUAAGGUAGAUAGCAGAAACCAAAAAGGACAAGGACAGCACCCCGACCUCUCCCCUCACCUCAGGCACAGCAGGAGCCCAGGCCCAGAUCCACACAACAGGUCUGUCCUCCCCCCUGCUUGCCUACGACCACCAGAGCCAAGACCACACUACCAUCAGCCUGCUGAGAGACAUGCUGGCUCUGUUAGAGGUAUGGUAUACUGAGCUAAAGGAGCAGCCCCCAAGCUACACCACCUCCAGCCCAGACACAGAGCUUCUACAGGACCAGAUCAACCAGUGCAGGACCCAGCUGAAAAACUCUGUCCAGGAGCUGAGAGAGAGCCUCACCACAGAGCUUGAAGAGGUAAAGGUCACCAUGAGGAGAAAGCCUCACCACAGUGCUUGA